GCAAACGUGCGCAGCGACAAAGACAGCGAGCCCGAAACCUAUGGGGAAGGAAUAAAAAAAGAAUUUCACUACCGUCGCACUCUGUACCUUAAAGACUAUCAUUUUCUGACGAGCUCGCUGCCCCGGAGGCUCGUUGAAGACACCGAAAUUUGACGGCGACGAGGGCGGAUUUAGAGGCAGCGCAGAGCCAUUGAAUUCGUUGAAGAAGACUGGCAGAUUUUCCGUUGGACUGUCUGUAGGCUAGGGUAUAGCGAGGGAGCCGCCAUGGCAGUCGGAUCAUUGAGCCUCCACAUCGGGAUAUGAAGAGGAUUGUCAAGAAAACGCCGCAUUUACCUUUGAUCCGCACCGGAUCGGCACUCUUAACAUCUGAUCUCACACUUCUUCGUCUUUGUGAAACUGAAUUGAAGAAAUCUCAGUUGGUUUUCGGGGGGCCACAGGGAGAGGCCAGAUUCAUGACUAUUUUAGUCGGAGACGUGUCUUUAGAGGCCCGCUGAAAGAAAACCUGGAAUAAAGGGAAGAAAUGCUGCUCUGAUUGAGCUUUGCUGGGAAAGAAAGGGUAACGUUUAUUAGGUAAUACGAACUAGAGUGAAAUAUCGUGGGGUAAAAGGGGACGCUUUCUGCCUAAGUUACCCUGUGUGAAUUAUAGUGCUAUUCAUUUACUGGCAUCCUUUUUUGGAUGAGAAGGUUCGGCAGAGCGAUCAGCCCCGCCGUUUAGCAAGUCACAGUUCUCCGAGUCGAGAGAGAAUCAAAGGGGAUUGGAUCAUGUCGGGUCGGCCCAGGACCACAUCCUUCGCGGAGAGCUGCAAACCAGUGCCGCAGCCCUCGGCUUUCGGCAGCAUGAAAGUCAGCAGAGAUAAAGACGGCAGCAAGGUAACAACAGUCGUGGCCACUCCAGGCCAAGGCCCAGACCGACCACAGGAGGUGAGCUACACGGACACUAAGGUCAUCGGUAAUGGCUCGUUCGGCGUUGUCUACCAGGCUAAACUCUGCGACUCCGGAGAGCUGGUUGCCAUCAAGAAGGUCCUGCAAGACAAGAGGUUUAAGAACCGUGAGCUGCAGAUCAUGAGGAAGUUGGACCACUGCAACAUAGUCCGCCUGCGCUAUUUCUUCUACUCCAGUGGAGACAAGAAAGAUGAAGUGUAUCUGAAUUUGGUUCUGGAUUAUGUCCCUGAGACUGUCUACAGAGUGGCCAGACACUACAGCCGAGCCAAACAGACUCUGCCCAUGGUUUAUGUUAAGUUGUACAUGUACCAGCUGUUCAGGAGUCUGGCCUACAUCCAUUCGUUUGGGAUCUGUCAUCGGGACAUAAAGCCCCAGAAUCUGCUGCUGGAUCCAGAGACCGCCGUGCUCAAGCUCUGUGACUUUGGCAGUGCUAAGCAGCUGGUCCGUGGGGAGCCUAAUGUGUCCUACAUCUGCUCUCGCUAUUAUCGAGCCCCUGAGCUCAUCUUUGGUGCCACUGACUACACUUCCAGCAUAGAUGUGUGGUCAGCCGGCUGCGUGCUGGCAGAGCUGUUGUUAGGCCAGCCAAUCUUCCCCGGUGACAGUGGAGUGGAUCAGUUGGUUGAAAUUAUCAAGGUUCUCGGCACCCCAACCCGAGAGCAGAUCCGUGAGAUGAACCCCAACUACACUGAGUUCAAAUUCCCCCAGAUCAAGGCACACCCAUGGACUAAGGUGAGUCAACAGGUGUUCCGGCCGCGCACGCCUCCGGAGGCCAUCGCCCUGUGCUCUCGCCUGCUGGAGUACACGCCCACGGCCCGUCUCACCCCUCUAGAGGCCUGUGCACACUCCUUCUUUGAUGAGCUGCGUGAUCCCAACGUCAAACUGCCCAACGGGAGAGAGAAGCCCUCCCUCUUCAAUUUCACCACCCAGGAGUUAUCCAGUAAUCCCUCUUUGGCCUCCAUACUCAUCCCUGCCCAUGCACGCAGCCAGGCCGCCGCCUCUACCCCUACCAACGCCUCUGCGACCACAGAUGGCAGCAGCACAGAGCGAGGUCCCAGCACCACCACCGCCUCUGCCUCGGCCUCCAACUCCACCUCCUGAGUCCACAGAACACCCGCCCUGCCCCGGUCUCAGCCCCAGCCGACGGCCUCUCCAUUGCCCCGGCCAGGGGGUGAGCUCCGCUCGGCUCUGCUCUGCCCUGCUCUCCUCUCUGACAGCAGCGGAGCGAUGCUGACGCGGUCCGGGUUCAACAGCUAGCCAUCAGCCCCGUGCCACAACCACAAACCAAGCAUCCCGAAUCAGCCUCUUUGAUCCCUUACUUGGCCCCUCAUCCAGCUGUUUGAACUCUACUCCAUCCUCCGUCAAAGACAUCUCCCCGUUCCCUUUCAACGGGGAAGCAAAGUGCAGGGCCAGAGGUGUUGUCGACUGUACUAUUUAUAAAAGUACACUGUACAUGUAUACACAAUGCUAGCCUGCUAAUGUUUGUAAGAGGACAAUCUGUAGAAAAAGUCCUAAGCUGUUCCCCUUGGCCCUCACCCUAUCCAGUCUUCCCCUUUUGUCCUACUCCACAUUGUCCCAUUUUUCUGCAUUCUCACCCUUUGACCCCUGACCCCUGUGUCCCCUGGCAGAUGCCCCACCCCCCUUUGGUUCCACCUGUAGUGCAUGGCCUGAGUAUGGUUAGGAUCACCCGUGGGGUCACCCCGCCCUCUCACUUCUCACCUCCACUUCCGCAGACAAGGCAUGAGGCUCGCUCACGGGUAUACACACAUACACACUCAUAAACAAACACACACCCACAUCCUCACACACACAUACACACACGCGGAUGCAUGAUGAUCCUGAUGUAUGUGGAAAGAAGCAGUCCACUUGCAGGCAUAACGUUUGGACAGGUUGUUUUUGUUUCGUGUCCUGGGAUUGUUUUUUAAAUGGUUAGCGAGCUGUUUUACUCUACCUUGUUUUUAACUUUUUGUUUUGUACUCCUGGGCAGAUGUUUUUGGAUUGCCAUGUACGAUGGAUGUGACAUGUAUCUGGUCCUGUGUGCUUGUAAAAUAUAUACAUACAAAUACAAAACAAACAUGCGUACAUACACAGUUUAUAUAUUACUUUUCCUUAUGUAUAAAAGUAUAUAUAGAUAUAUGUAUAUUAACUACAAUGGUUCAGAAAUCAUUUAUGGUGAGCUCAUAUCUGGCUGAGCAGCGGCAAUAUUUGCUGCUGUCUAAAGAAAAUAGAUUUAGAUAAGAUGGUGUUUUGUUUCUGUUGCUGGAGUGUGGUUAGAUUCCAGCAGUCACUUUCCUGUUCUACUGUGUUGUCUGUAUUAAGGCUGUAGAUGGAUUUAGGGCAUUGCUCUAAAAUUCCCUGUCUUUGUACCGACUCUGUCUGUGACAGUGACAGUGCAGUGUCUAGACAAACAUCUUGCCCUAUCUGGCCCUUCCUCUUUCUCUCAGUCUCUGUGAAGAAUUCAAGAUGUUUCUUAACACUUUUCUUUCCUCUGCUCCUUGGGAAGCCUCAGCAGCGGUCUCUGGCUCACCGCCGACUGUCUCCUGUGUAGUGACCACUGACUGAAGCGUUAGCCUAGCGUUCUUUCUCCUCCACCUGCCGCACAUAGAGCCACUCGGUACAGUCUGUCAAAGCGUCUUAUUUACAGAGAAUACUCACUACAUAAAAAAAAAAGAAGAAAGAAAUAAAAGAAAAAAGCAGAAUUUGUAUAUACAGUAUAAAUGCUCCUCACCAAAAUUCUGACUUGUAUGUUUUUUUUUUAUGUUGUUAUGUUGAUUAUUUUUUCCAUGUUGUGUUCAAGGUAUGUAUAUAUGCAGACCCAUGUACUGUUUAUGAGCAAAAACAAAGAUGACAAAGGGUAGGGGAAGAAAUGAAAAAGAUUUAAAAAAAAAAAAAAAAAAACAGAAUCAGGGCAAAACUGAUGUUGUUUAUGGAUAUUGUAGAUGAUGAUCAGCUUUAUCCAGCCAUAUGUUCAGUCUUACCUGUACAGUACAGUAGAUGACAGCUGUAUUAUUGUAACAAGAACUAGUCAUGUAUAGUGUAACUAUAGUUUGGAGUGCCUUUGCUUUCAUACACCUUCGCCUCCCCCUCCCCUAUCACCCUGCUGUCACCCCCCUCCCAUCCUGAUAUUGUGACUCUCCCUUUGGUGCUGUUGAAUGUCCUGCUAUCCUAAAACACAUGCACACACACAUCCACACUCUUCCACUUGAAUAUCAGUCCCCUCCGCCCGCACCUCUUUUUCCUCUUUCAUUGCACACUUAACUGUAAUACACAGACAAUGCUAAUUGUAAGGAUAUUUUCCUUAACUGAAGAUACAGUAGACGUGUUUAUUUUAACAGAUGUUUUAUCUUGGACACACAUGCACAUCACAGUCCUGGCACGGACUCCGGGGCAUGAAGUGGGUGCGGGGGCGGGUGUUAUGGAUGACAGCAGGGGUUCAAAAAAGGUCUCAUAUACUGUAUAUAUACAGUAGUUUCUGUAUUACUCGCAGUGUUGGUUCUGUUACCAAAGCCAAACUAAGAUGUAGUUGUGAUGAGCCAUCCUCAGAGGCAGUCUGGUAUUCUGUCUCUCUUCUACUCUCUGGAUAUUUUGUUGUUUCUCUGUCCUCUUGCUUGUUCUUCUCCCCUGUCUGCAUAUUCGGGAAGGGAGGGGGGGGAUUCAGUAGCACCUAAGGGGUCGAGUCAUGUAGCGUCUCUCCUGUCUCCUGCUUGCUGUAAUUUUGCAUUCAUGAACGUGUUGCUACCACCAGAAAGUUUGACCACCUCACCCUACCCCUAACUCCAGUUCAAUAAAAGCAUCACAAAAGUUACCAAAAAAGAAGACAAGCAAGUAUAUAUGCUAGUAUAAUGUAUACUAGCAUAUAUACUACUUGACUAUGCUAACUGGGGUUAAAGAAAAGAAAAAUCAUAGAAAAUACUACAAAAACAUCCUGUAUAACAGUACUACUACUUGAAUGCCUCUGUUUGUGACUGAACUUUUUAUUUCUUUUGUUUGUUUGUUUUUCCUUUGUUCUGUGAAGAUAUGCUAAAUGUGCACCUCUGUAAAUAUUCCCUCUGCGUGCUCUGAGGAAUAGUUCCCUGGUACUGUAAUUUGCAUUAAAUAAAGAGUAGGAUAGCCUGGAAAUGAACAAGG
Molecule: messenger RNA, 5067 nt
Organism: Micropterus salmoides (largemouth bass)
Lineage: Eukaryota; Metazoa; Chordata; Actinopteri; Centrarchiformes; Centrarchidae
Gene: gsk3ba
Product: glycogen synthase kinase 3 beta, genome duplicate a
Exons: 11
Coding region: 763-2040 (425 amino acids)
Biological process (GO): extrinsic apoptotic signaling pathway in absence of ligand; regulation of microtubule cytoskeleton organization; regulation of neuron projection development
Cellular component (GO): nucleus; beta-catenin destruction complex; cytoplasm
Molecular function (GO): beta-catenin binding; ATP binding; tau-protein kinase activity
Source: RefSeq, a predicted model, not a curated record